Molecule: messenger RNA, 2592 nt
Organism: Pipra filicauda (Wire-tailed manakin)
Lineage: Eukaryota; Metazoa; Chordata; Aves; Passeriformes; Pipridae
Product: solute carrier family 2, facilitated glucose transporter member 11-like
Exons: 12
Coding region: 474-2006 (510 amino acids)
Biological process (GO): monosaccharide transmembrane transport
Cellular component (GO): membrane
Molecular function (GO): hexose transmembrane transporter activity
Source: RefSeq, a predicted model, not a curated record
CCCCGCAGCCAAAUCCUGGUCAGCUGAGGAGCUCAGGCGCUGUCGGGGAGGCGGCGAGAGCGAAGGAUGGCCCCGAGGCACACGGUAAGCGCUCGUUCUUGUCUCUGGUGGCGGGAGGCUGCGGGUUCUGCGCGGAGUUGGAGGGGGACAGUGCGUGUGCAGCGGUGUUAGAGGUGGGAAAGCUCUCCCUGGCUGCUGUGAGGCUUUAGCAAAGUUGGACGUUCCUGUCACAGAAAAGUUCUGCACCGUGGAGGAGUGUCCCGAUAGCAAAAAAAACCCCCAAAACUAUACAACAAAACAAAAAUAAUAACAACACAACCAAAAGCCAACCAAAAACCCCCCAAAACCCCCAAACAAACAAAACCUAGCUAUGUCCUAAUAUAAUAGUAACCUGAUUUCUCUGGCACCUUUUAUUCCUGUAAUGUAGUCUUACUAAAUUUUGCAAAGGAAAUCCAAUUCAGCCCCCGCUCAGAAUGGAGCACCAGCUGCUGCUCAGAGGGUCUAGCUCGCCCAGCAAGCUCCCCAGCUGGACGUUGUUCCUGGCUGUUUGUGCUGUUGGAAUUGGAGGGACCUUUCAGUAUGGGUAUAAUGUCUCCAUUAUCAAUGCACCCACACAGCAUAUACACAAGUUCUUAAACGAAACCUGGACCAGUCGUUAUCACAAGGAACUAAAUCCAGAUUUGCUGACUUUUCUGUGGUCUGUCAUUGCUUCUAUCUUUUCCCUUGGAGGCCUGUGUGGAGCCCUGAUGGGAGGCAGCAUGGCAAUUCGCCUGGGCAGGAAAGGAGCUCUUUUGAUGAAUAAUAUUAUAGCAAUACUAGCUUCCAUUUUAAUGGGGCUCAGUUAUCCUACAGGAUUGUUUGAGUUACUGAUUGCUGGAAGGUUUUUGAUUGGCAUAAAUUCAGGUAUUGGGUUCUGUGUGCAGCCUUUGUAUAUUGGGGAGAUUGCCCCAAAACAUCUAAGAGGUGGCUUGGCCAUGGGGACUUCCAUCUUUCUGACUGGGGGGAUUCUGACAGGACAAAUAAUUGGUUUGAGGGAAUUAUUGGGUGAAGAAAAGUACUGGCCUCUGUUGCUAUCCAGCAGCUGUUUUCCAGCAUUUGCCCAACUUUUAUUCCUGCCGUGGUUUCCUGAAAGUCCCAGAUACCUUCUUAUUGACAGAGGUGAUGAGCUGAGCUGUGCCAAAGCUUUGAAGCGAUUUCAUGGCUCUUCAGAGUAUCGAAGGGAGAUGGAAGACAUCCAGCGGGAAUCUUCUGCCUUAGAUGGGGAGAAACCCAAGAAGCCCUGGCAGUUAUUCACCGACCGUGGUGUGAGAUGGCAGCUCAUCACCGUGAUUGUGAUGACCAUGGGCCAACAGCUCAGCGGGAUAAAUGCUAUUUAUUUCUAUGCAACUUACAUUUUUGAAGCAGCUGGGAUCUCAGCUGAGAAAAUCCCGUAUGUGACACUCGGCACUGGAGCUUGUGAAUGCCUCACAGCCCUCUCCUGUGGUUUACUGAUAGACUACGUGGGAAGAAGAUACCUCAUCAUCGGGGGUUAUCUCCUCAUGACCCUCUGGUGCACUGUUCUAACCUUGUCUCUGACUUACCAGGACCUAUACUCCUGGGUGCCUUACGUGAGCAUGAUGUGUAUAUUUGCCUUCAUCUUGAGCUUUGGGCUGGGACCAGGUGGCAUAACCAACACCCUGAUAGCUGAGUUAUUUGUACAGUCCUCACGUCCUGCUGCUUACAUGAUUGGAGGGACUCUUAGCUGGAUUAGUUUCUUCACAAUUGGAAUGCUCUUUCCCUUUAUAGUGAAUGGACUGAAGCAGUAUUGUUUUCUGGUGUUCUUACUGGAGUGCUCCUUUGUUGCUGCUUUCAUCUUCCUUGUAAUUCCUGAGACAAAAAACAAAUCUUUUCUGGAAAUCAAAAAGGAAUUUCACAAGCUUAAUUUUGGAAGAAAUACCAGAAAAAAGGAGACAGAGCUUUAUGAAAGAACACAACUUCAAGAUGAAUUUUUAAAAAGUCCUUCAUAAUUUUAUGGCUGUAACAGAACUUCAGUGAGAAUUAUGAACUAAAUUAGGAGUGUAAUACAUGAUCAAAUGCCUUAUUAAAUUCUCCCGUAUAUUUAGGGGAAGUGUAACUAAAGGCAACUUAAUAUUGCUGAAAUGCUGUUAAAACAUGUAUUGCUGAAAUACUAUUAGCAACAUAUUAUAUGUUAUCCAUAGAAGACUUGACAUUUAACUGUAACCUGAUGCUGUAGGGACGCAGAAAUGCCAGGGAGGAUGUUCAGUGAAUGCCCCUGGCAGAUUUCUGUGGAUAAUUCAGUGGCUCUUCUUGCAUUUCAAAGCCCCAUCUUCAGUUCGGGUCAUCGGGCGCAUCCAGAUGGUUCACUGAGUAAAACACUGAGUUCUUGUUAAAACCCAAACAAGAAUUGACCUGCUGAAAACUGGUAUUUGAAAUAUUCCAGUUUAUGUAGAAAUGGGGGUAUUUAGUUGCCAUUUUUCACUCUUUACCCAGUCCUACUACUGUAACUGUACAACAAUGGUAUAGCACCUCUCUGAAUUACUAGUAUUUGUAAUAAAGACUUGUAUCCUAAUAAAACAGUUUCUGGGGUUUGAA